Prunus avium (sweet cherry) is the source of this 1829-nucleotide messenger RNA. RefSeq names its product pentatricopeptide repeat-containing protein At2g15690, mitochondrial. Gene Ontology annotation, molecular function: protein binding; zinc ion binding; RNA binding. NCBI's taxonomy places the organism in Eukaryota, Viridiplantae, Streptophyta, Magnoliopsida, Rosales, Rosaceae. The record is from RefSeq and is a predicted model, not a curated record. Gene Ontology annotation, biological process: RNA modification.
UUGAGUUUACUCAAAGCCCACAUCGACCAAUGACCCCAUUAUCCCAUCACUUAACAUCUUCUUCCCUCUUUCUGCUUUUCCAAUAGUAGCAGAGUUUUAGCACAUCAAUGGCUUCUCUGACUUCUUCUCUUCAGCCAACUGGAAACUCCAUUAUCUCUUUUCGUUUCAGAGCUCGGAUAACUCCAAGCCCUCCUGAUAAGCUCUAUCUCAACACCACUCUUCCUUCGGUCCUCAAAACCACACCUUCCUCUUCCUUCAAUCCCACACCAUCCAAACCUCUCUGCACCAAUGCAGUUCCCAGCGCCAAUAAUCCCAGAGUACAUCGCCGCAACACUGGCUCCUCUCAGCCCCAACCCACAACAUCUCGCUCCAAUUCCCAGUACAAGACCCAACCUUUACGCAAGGGCAACAAGUACCAGAACCAGCAACCAAAUGAACCAAAACCGAACGGUGAUGAGUUAAACAACCAAAAUGUGAGUGCCCCAUUGCGUAUUAACACAAAAGAUGUGGAUUUGAUGCGUUUGUGCAAGGAGGGUAAGGUCAAAGAGGCGUUGCAGUAUAUGGCUCAAGAUGUUUCCGCUGAUUAUGGUGUAUUUUGUGUGUUAUUGGAAUCGUGUGACAGCUCGAAGUCGCUUGAGGUUGGGAAAAAGAUUCAUGAUUUUAUGAAACAGUCGCCAUUUCGCGGAGAUAUUGAGUUGAACGCUAAAUUGAUUCAAAUGUAUGGAAGAUGUGGGAGUAUGAGAGAUGCACGCAAGGUGUUCGAUCGAAUGCCUGAGCGGAGUAUGAGUUUGUGGCAUUCAAUGAUACAUGGGUAUGCAGUGAAUGGGCAGGGUGAUGAGGGGCUGCUGUUGUUUGAACAAAUGAGGAAUUUAGGAUUGAAGCCCAAUAAGGAGACAUUUGUAGUGGUUUUGGCGGCAUGUGCUAGCGCGGAAGCUGUGGAAGAAGGGUUAACGUACUUCGAGUUGAUGAAGAAUGAGUAUGAGAUUGUGCCGGAGAUUGAGCAUUAUUUAGGGCUUAUUGAUGUUCUUGGAAAGUCUGGUCAUUUGAAUGAGGCAGAGGAAUUCAUUGGGAAAAUGCCAUUUGAGCCUACUGCAGAAGUUUGGGAGGCUCUUCGAAACUUUGCACAGAUUCAUGGAGACAUGGAGCUUGAAGAUCGCGCUGAGGAUUUGUUGGUUAGUCUCGAUCCUUCUAAGGCCAAUGCUGAAAAAAUCCCAUUGCCUCCGCGGAAGAAGCACUCUGAGAUUAACAUGCUAGAGGAGAAGAAUAGGGUGAGUGAGUAUCGGAUUACAAACGAGGCAUAUGAGAAACUGAAAGGUUUGAAAGGACAGAUGAGGGAAGCAGGCUAUGUGCCAGAUACAAGAUAUGUGCUUCAUGACAUUGAUCAGGAGGCAAAAGAGCAGGCCUUGCAGUAUCACAGCGAGCGUUUGGCAAUUGCUUAUGGUCUGAUCAGUACUCCAGCCAGGCAAACUCUAAGGAUAAUUAAGAAUCUUCGAAUAUGCGGCGACUGCCAUAAUGCAAUAAAAAUCAUGUCAAAGAUUGUUGGGAGGGAGCUCAUCGUUAGGGAUAACAAGCGGUUCCAUCAUUUCAAGGAUGGGAAAUGCUCCUGUGGGGAUUACUGGUAAACUUAUCAGCAGCUAGUGCAUACAGCUUCUCUACAAGAGUCGAGGCUGUGGUGCUACGUUAUGUAAUGUUCAAUGUGCAGCAUGAAAAAUCAAAGGAAGUUUUUUGGCCGGAAAUUAACUUUGUAGUUUUUUUAUGAAUAUCUUUUCUUGUACAUUAAUCUUGUAUUUAAAUUCAAUUACAUUCAAUAGAAAACAAAUUUACGAUUA